Macadamia integrifolia is the source of this 1261-nucleotide messenger RNA. RefSeq lists its product as uncharacterized. The coding region runs from base 619 to 1206 and encodes 195 amino acids. The transcript is spliced from 3 exons. The record is from RefSeq and is a predicted model, not a curated record. NCBI's taxonomy places the organism in Eukaryota, Viridiplantae, Streptophyta, Magnoliopsida, Proteales, Proteaceae.
AAAAUAGCCAUUCCUAGCCGAAGCUCUGCAGGAGUGCCACCUCAGCCUAGCCCUCCCUUAACCUAUCCCCAACGAAAACUCUAUCAAAGUGCCACCUCAACCUAGCCCUCCCAUAGCCUAUCCCCGAAAAAAACUCUGUUGGACUGCCACCUCAUCCAAAACCUAGAAAUAGCCUUCCCUAGCUAAAGCUCUGUCCAAAUCUAAAUCCGAAAGUAACCGUUCCUAGCCGAAACUCUGCCCCAAAUAUCAUCACAAUUAAAAUCUCUCAAGAAAGGAAGUUGGAGGUCAAUACCAUCUUUUCCUGAGCCAGAAGAAUCCAAAAGAUAGUCCGAACCAAUACUAAUAAGGGGCCCACCCCUUUUGACCCGAAACAAGGGUUAAGUUCAGGAUCAGCACAAGCCCGAAAAGUGCUGGCUGUCGAUUAGGCAACAAAGAAGUCUACUGACAAGGGGAAGAGAGUCGUUGAUGGGCCAAGUGGUGAGAGAAUUGCAACCGCUAUGGUUGGUGCCACCAAGAUCGCCCCUAUAGUGAUUGAGCCGCAGGCUGAGAAACUGAGGAGCCCCUCGGUGAAGGGGUUAACUCAGCGCAGUGUGCUAAGUAAAGGGCUACAAUUGGUCGAUGGAGACAGCUUGUCGAUUCGAGCGGAUGGUGCAUGCUCGCAUAAAGACCGAAGCUGAGACAAAAAGGAUCCGAGGGAAGCCAUUGAAGGUUAGGGGUCAGCUCAAGGUGGCUAGCAAGAAUGCCCGUGUUGAGGAAGAGAAGGCCGAUGCUACAGAGAGAAGGGUAGAGGUCCUAGUGGCUCAGAUGGCCUUGCAACUCCAAGACUUGGUGAAGGCUAAGGAGACACUCCAGGCUAAGGUCACAGAGACCCAAGAGAGCUUAAAAAAGCUGAAGGAGGAACACGCUGCUCGGGUGAGGGCCAUGGAGGAUAAGCACCGAGCUGAGCUAAAGGUUGCUUUGAAGAAUAUGGUGGAGGGGUAUGUUGUUACUCUGGAAGGGGAAGCGUGGCUAAUCGAUCUGAACACCACCUCGUUCAACCUCGGCUCAGACACCACGGCGAAUUUCGCUCUGUGCAAAUGCCCCUCCCUCAACUUUUUUGACAAUAAGCAUUACAUUGCUCCUCCUCCUGAGUCUUCUGUGCUUCCUACUAGUCCAGAUGAGCAUGGGGCAGUUGAAGUCGCCGUCCCGAGGAAGUCCGAUGAGUGAAAUAAAGCUAAGCUCUCCCCCACCCCUUCUCUUCCCUUUUUUUGUGGGCAUUGAU